This is a messenger RNA of Telopea speciosissima, 971 nucleotides long. RefSeq lists its product as uncharacterized. The record is from RefSeq and is a predicted model, not a curated record. The transcript is spliced from 2 exons. Lineage: Eukaryota; Viridiplantae; Streptophyta; Magnoliopsida; Proteales; Proteaceae. Bases 19 to 861 code for a protein of 280 amino acids.
GUCUAAAUCCCUGCAGCGAUGACUCACAAACCCUCCCUGAAUUCACGCCAUGCUCUAGAGUCCUGCACUUUCCAGCUCCAUAGCUGGAGCCCUUUUCAGUCCCAAAGUCUUUCCAAAACCCUCGAACCAGAUCUAUGCGCUCCCAAACCCUACUCCACUUCCACCACUGUAACCACCCCUCCUAAUGGCGUCCUUCAUAGCAAGAGGCCUUGCCUCUCUGAUCGCACCACCAGUUUCUCGAUCGAUAGCCUCGACAUAUCCAAGCUGAGCUUGAUGGAAAACGAGAGGACAUCCAGGGCUCCUUACAAGAGAAACAGCUUUCCCUGGAUCGCCCGGAAGCGGCGGCGGCGAGGCUCUCGAUCCGUCUCCGGCCGGAGUAGCGACAAGAGUGGGACCCGUCGAUGCUGCUCGGUUGGGGCGUCCGCAGCUUAUGCGACAUGCUCUGACUUCCCUGUUGCUGCUGGCACGGAUUCGAGUGGGGAGUUGUUUGUUCAUAAUGGGGAUGGCAGUUGGGCGUCGGAUGUUAGUGAAGCUAAUAAGCAUUCUAGGAGGGAUGGAAGGGAUAUUGGGAGUGGGGAAAGGGAGAAUUUGGGUUAUGCGUCUUUGCAAGCUGGGGUUUUUGAUUCUCAAGGUAACGAAUCCGGUUAUGGGAGUGAACCUGGUUAUAGAGGGGAUGCGGAAUUCGGCUAUGGUGAUGAGUUCGACGAGGAAGAGGAUGAUGGGCGGCUGAUGUUCUGGGACGAUCGGUUUGGAGAUCGUCAUAUUGAGAUGGUUGGGGAGAACACUUUUUCAGACCAAAAAGCUCAUCACAGGUGUAGACGUAAGAAACAGGAUUGGAGGAUGAGCAAUCCGAUAAGGUGAUCAAUACUGUUUUUCCCCGAAGUAUUUGACCUCAUUGUAAUUAUCAAGUAUUUGCUGUUCAUUCAGCUGAAAUUAUUGGUUUCCAGCCUUUGUCACUUCAUUGGACAUAU